This is a messenger RNA of Ruditapes philippinarum (Manila clam), 2169 nucleotides long. RefSeq names its product cotranscriptional regulator FAM172A homolog. The coding region runs from base 93 to 1280 and encodes 395 amino acids. Gene Ontology annotation, biological process: regulatory ncRNA-mediated heterochromatin formation. The record is from RefSeq and is a predicted model, not a curated record. The transcript is spliced from 10 exons. Lineage: Eukaryota; Metazoa; Mollusca; Bivalvia; Venerida; Veneridae. Gene Ontology annotation, molecular function: siRNA binding. Gene Ontology annotation, cellular component: nucleus.
AACGAGAACUUCCUCAUCUUGGUCGAUGGACGUUUGACGGGAAAAACCCAAAGGAAAAACCACAAUAAUUUACUUGCAAAUUUCCAUUACGUAUGUGUAAAAGUGCAUGUUUAACAUAUUACCAGAUCUUGUCAUUAUUUUAUAUUUUCAUAACAUACGUCAGUGGACAAAGUCACAUUCAGAUUAUCACUAUGGGAGGAGCCUUGACCUGGAUUCAGAAGAAAGUGAUGGGUGAUGAAGAACCAACAUAUGACUUCCCGACAGACUUGGAUGGAUUUGGGUACUACUUCAACGCAGAAGGACAGAUGCGCAAUAAAGACACAAAUGAACCAUUUGAGUUUAAUGUAAGGGACGGUGACCAUCAUUACAACCAGAAACAUUAUAAUGCCCUCGGUGAUGUGAUUACAGAGAAGGUUUAUCAGAUGAUGGAAAAAGACUAUAAGCUACAGAGAGCUUAUCUUCCUGCCAAUGCAGAAGAGGGAGAACCGAGAUCAUUUGUGUUUAUAAGUGGUGAUUUAUAUACAAACACGGAGAAAAUGAUGAUUCUGGUACAUGGGAGUGGUGUGGUGAGGGCCGGCCAAUGGGCUCGAAGGUUUCAGUGUAAGAAUCAUCUACGCGAGUUUGAAGAACGAGUGUUUGCAAUAGCUCUCACUGACUCUGUUCAUGGGUUAAGAGGUCAGGAGGCGGAGCCAGAGGUCGUGUCAUAUUACAAACAGAAUGUGGUAAAUUGGGCCUCAGCAAUGGAUCCCCUUGACGCCCCUCUCAUCACAUCGACAGAUGAAGUGCCUACAGUUUCUGCUGGUACAGAUGUUCAUGAAAAAACGAGUUACACUAGUAUGCAUUCCAUUUUCAAAUACUUCACAAAGAAGUACAAUGAAACUAUCAAUCCUUCAAGUAAAAGUGACACAGAGAAAGACAUUCAGCAAGCACCUGCUACAGAACAAAAAAAUGGGGAGGAGACUAAAAAUGUAGCCAAUCAGAAUGAAGAUCAGUCACAAACUAGCCAGUCAACUGCUGAGAACAAAGAUAAUAGCGAAUCAGUGACAAAAGGGGAGGAGACAAAAAUUUCAGCCAAUCAGAAUGAAGAACAUCCGAAAACUAGCCAAUCAGAGGCUGGGAUAGAAGAUAAAAGCCAGGCUGUGACUGAUGAGACAGAAUCCAGCCAAUCAGGAACCGAGUUAAAAGAAUCUGACCAAUUAGAAAAUGCGAAAGACUCUAAGCCUAAAGACUCUGUUGUAGAUAUUGAUGAAGUCAAACCUGAAGUAAAGUCAGAAUUAUAGAAAGGAUUUUAUUUUGUUUACAUAAUUCUUGCGGUUGUAUUAGGGGGUUUGGACAAGAUUCAGUGCCAUUGUACAAAAAACGUGUACUUGCUUUUUUGAAAGCUAUUAACAAUAUAGAAAUAUGUGCUAUGUUAUUUAAAAUAAAAUAAUUUCGGAAUACUGAUAAACUAAUUCUGGAGAUAUACAUUGAAACUUUCUUAUGAUAGAUUUAUUGGCUUCAAGAACCUUAUCAGAUUUAUUUGUUACUUGGGAAUGCUAGCAACAUCCUCUAUCUAUCUCUUUUACACAGUUAUUACUCCUAAAAUGGCAAAAAGGGACUUGGAAGCGCAAUUAAGGGUCAUUAUGGCCCUCUUGUUUUCUGACUUUGUUUUAUCUUAUUGAUAAUAUUUUUAGUGCAAUUACUGUACAUAAACACAGUGUGUGCUUUUUUGUUUUCAACACAAGUAUAAUGCUUUUUUGAGUGAAAUUCAUUUCCUUUGAUUACUACCAUUUCACACUUUCAAGACUUGUUUUAUUGUACAUAAAUGUAUAAUAGCCUUGUGCAUAUCAUUUUGUCAAUGUUAGAAUGCUAAUACACAGUACUAUAACUCACUUAAGUUUCAGCUUUGAUGACUGACAGGCAAUUCAAAAAACUACAUUUUAAAAGAAAUUUGAUUACAUUUGGUUAUUACAAAACUUAUCGUAGUUCCAUAGGGUAGGAAGCCACGCUUUUGAAUCUGUUCCUGGAAUUACCAGUACUGGACAAAGAAUAUUCAGUUUCAAGGUAACAACACCUUGCCACACUUGGGGUUCAAACCCUCUCAGCCUGCAAUUUUGCUUACUGAAGAUAGAGGAACAUGACUGUGUUUUUAUGAUCUGAUGUAAAUUAUUGUUUUCAUGUGUAGUUUUU